AUGCCUUUAAUAUCGCGGACAGCAGUAAAACAGGAUGACAGCAAACAGCAGCUUAUCGUCGCUGUCUCUAUCACGCUCCUGGCGAUGAGCUUGAUAGGCGUCACUCUCCGCAUGUACGCAAGAUUAGCAGUGCUGCGGAAAGUCUUCACGGACGAUGUGCUCAUAUUACUUGGGACCAUCACAGCCUUUGGCCUCUCAGCUUGCGUCACGACAGCGACUUACAACGGACUCGGCGACCAUGCCUCGCAAAUAACGCCAACAGACUUGAAUGCCCUGCGGAAACUCGCAUUCGCUUCAUUACUUUUCUACGUGGUCACCUCGCUCCUUGUGAAGACGAGCUUCUUGAUCCUAUACCUUCGACUUGACCCAAGACCGGCGAUGCGCGCAUGUGUCUACUUAUUGAUGUUCUUUGUUGGAGCUCAGAACAUUGCGUUUUUCGUCGUGCAAGCUCUUUCUUGCAUACCACUGAACUUCAUUCCGGUCGACGAUGAGUCGGCUGACCGAAAAUGCUGGAGCUCGGAGACGAUUCAGCAAUCUUUUAAUAUCAAUGGCGUUCUUAUCGCAAUUAUCGAUACAGCGCUGUUCAGCAUUCCUCUGUAUAUGCUUUAUGGGAUGCAGCUUCCAACACGUCAGAAAAUUGCUGUCGGAGCUCUCUUCGCGCUGGGCUUCCUCCCAAUCGUCGCUGGUGCUCUUCGAUGCUUCUACACCUGGAACGCUAUUCAGUCAGAGGACAUCUACUACGACCUUUCCGAAAGUAGCAUAUUCGUCCAAGUCGAGCUACAUCUCGCUAUUCUCUGCGGCUCGGCUUCGACUUUCAAAGUCCUGCUCAAAGGCCUGUCGCCCAGCUGUUGUCGCAACAACGAUAGCGACCGACACUCGUGUGCCGAGAUGCAUCAGGGAGCAGUGGAACUCCCAGCACCAUGGCCUCUGGAUCAGCACAAGUUUGCACAAACGUCAGAAACGGAAUCGCCAGUUGACACCGAGGGCAGCUUCAGGACCUGGACGCCGCCCGUACCAGCAAUUUCUGAAGACGAGAAGAAAUCAUCUGAUCUUACGCCAUUUCGUCGACUAUCGAAAAUCAUGAACCGGAAAAGCGCAGAUGUUGCAAGAUUGCCAGCAGAGCUGCAACUCCGGUUUCCAAGUAUUGAGAGCAGACUUGGUGGGCGGCACGCAUGGCUGGAGGAAGCCACUGGAGUAAAGAAACCCCAAGCGGAGAGGUGGUCAUUAAUACACACGAGAACGAUGUAG
This is a messenger RNA of Cercospora beticola, 1248 nucleotides long. RefSeq lists its product as uncharacterized. NCBI's taxonomy places the organism in Eukaryota, Fungi, Ascomycota, Dothideomycetes, Mycosphaerellales, Mycosphaerellaceae. The record is from RefSeq and is a predicted model, not a curated record.